This is a messenger RNA of Mya arenaria, 975 nucleotides long. RefSeq names its product autotransporter adhesin SadA-like. The record is from RefSeq and is a predicted model, not a curated record. NCBI's taxonomy places the organism in Eukaryota, Metazoa, Mollusca, Bivalvia, Myida, Myidae. The coding region runs from base 1 to 975 and encodes 324 amino acids. The transcript is spliced from 3 exons.
AUGAUCCACACCAUUUUCCUGUCCAAGGGCUACCAUUCUGCUGCGAAUGAUGUUCCACCCAUAACCAGCGAGGUCCUGAUUAAUACGAAUUUCACUUCCAUACUGCAUUACACAUCAUCUGUUUAUACGAAUUACACUUCGAUACUGCAUAACACAUCAUCUGUUAAUACGAAUUACACAUCCAUACUGCAUAGCACAUCAUCAGUUAAUACGAAUUACACUUCCAUACUGUAUAAUACAUCAUCAGUUAAUACGAAUUACACUUCCAUACUGUAUAACACAUCAUCAGUUAAUACGAAUUUCACUUCCAUACUGCAUUACACAUCAUCUGUUUAUACGAAUUACACUUCCAUACUGUAUAACACAUCAUCAGUUAAUACGAAUUUCACUUCCAUACUGCAUUACACAUCAUCUGUUUAUACGAAUUACACUUCGAUACUGCAUAACACAUCAUCUGUUAAUACGAAUUACACUUUCAUACUGCAUAACACAUCAUCAAUUAAUACGAAUUACACUUCCAUACUGCAUAACACAUCAUCAGUUAAUACGAAUUUCACUUCCAUACUGCAUUACACAUCAUCAGUUAAUACUAAUUUCACUUCCAUACUGCAUUACACAUCAUCAGUUAAUACUAAUUUCACUUCCAUACUGCAUUACACAUCAUCUGUUGAUACGAAUUACACUUCCAUACUGUAUAACACAUCAUCAGUUAAUACGAAUUUCACUUCCAUACUGCAUUACACAUCAUCUGUUUAUACGAAUUACACUUCGAUACUGCAUAACACAUCAUCUGUUAAUACGAAUUACACUUCCAUACUGUAUAACACAUCAUCUGUUAAUACAAAUUACACUUCCAUACUGCAUAACACAUCAUCUGUUGAUACGAAUUUCACUUCCAUACUGCAUAACACAUCAUCAGUUAAUACGACUUACACUUCCACACUGCAUUACACAUCAUCUCACAUCAUCAGUUAA